CUACCACAAUACCCUGCGAGGGGCAGCCAAUAUUUCAUCGGCUGUAUCUAAGACUCUAGGGCACGCAUAUCCUUCUCCCUCUUACUCCAAGGACAGAUUUCAAAGCACCAUCCCGAUGUUCAAUUUCCCUCCGUCAAAUUACCCGCGAGACAUAGCGCAGGCCAAAUAACUUCGCAAAGGAGGUUGUCCUUAUCAAGGAUGGGCUACAUUCCACCGGUGCAUGCGUUCGUUUCAUUCUACGAGCUUGAUCCUUCAUCGCGGCAGAAUUGCAUAUAUGUCCUCAGGAAUGGGAAUACAUGUCGAUGGCCUCGUAGCGAAAAACGAAACAAUCUGGCAGCCACACUUCGAAACAAGAUCGCAGCAACCCAAUCUGCAGAAGUGAGCCUUGACCUUCUGCAAGAGUAUAUCAGGAGCAAUUGUUGUAUGGGAGGGAAUGCCAAGCAUCAAGAACGCAUAGAGGAUGUCAACCUAUUGGAACCCCUUGCGCAACGAUGGCUGGAUGAGAUCAAUAGCCAUGCUAAGCUGGCAGUCUUCCCACCUGCCGCAGCCACUGCAGCUCGAAAACCGGCACCCAUAUUCGACAGAUCCUCCGUUAUUCCCUCUCCCCAGCAAUCGCGAUUUUUCUCGAGCGCACCUUCACCUCAACCUAGAUUUUCCACGCCUUCAGCCACUCCUUUAUCGAAAUAUCAUCAAUCUGAAAGUCGGCCGCGCUAUGGCCUUCGCAGUGGUGAUGCCGAUGGUUUAGUUUCUAGCUCGCAUCGGUUAUCGCUGACAUCAAAACCCCCAAUCUCAGAAUUCCGUCCCCAUGUUGCCAAUCCACUGCCUGGCGAUUCGGUUAUUGGGAAAAUCGUUGAACCACUUGUGGAUCGAGACUUUGAGACAGGAUCGCUCUAUAUCUUCAGCCGAGAAUCUUCUCCAGGCUACGUCAAAAUUGGCUGGACAGCACAGUCUAUACAACAACGUCUUGAUAAAUGGGCAAAUUGCGGAUACACCCCCAAUCUAUUGUUCAGCCUACUCUCUGUCAAAAACGCUCGGCGAGUCGAAACUCUUACACACUUCGAACUAAUCAAAGAAUGGCGUCGCGAACGUCGAUGCAAAGCCCCUCACUGCCUUAAGAGCCAUCAAGAAUGGUUUGAGAUCAGCAUAGAAAGGGCAGCCGCAACCCUCCAGAACUGGGCAGAUUUUAUGAACAGAGCUGAUCCUUACGGUGCCGAUGGAGUUUUGAAAUCUAGGUGGAAGAUCGUUGUGAAAAUGAUCGAAAAGAGGGACGGAUCUGUCACGUCGCAGAAAUUGUUGGAACGCUACGAGAAAAUGCGGCCAAAGGUGGCGACUCCAACUACGGCGAAAACCAGCCUGGAUCAAGCGUCAAAGAUCAAGAAGGAAGAAGAAACACCAGUUCUCUUGGAACAUAUACAUUUUGCAGAGCAAAAGACACCGUUGCGGCAAGACAACAGAUCACCAAAAGACAUCGAACAGGCAGUACUUUCCCCGGAGGACGACAAGCUCGAGAAGAUUGAGCCAAAUCCUACAAAAGAGUUAUCACCCUAUCCAGACCCUUUCAAGCAAGAGCUAUUGCCAGAAGAAAUACCAUUACCAAUUUCUCCAAUCUUACCGCCAUUGAUUGACAGCGCCAUCGACGCUGCUAACAUUGAUCUUGCUGCAAUAUCCGGCGCAGCAGAGACGUCUCAGCGUCCUUCCGAACGACUGGCCACAGAUGUAGCUCGAGUCCUGAUUCCGCUUACUUAGUAUCAAAGUCAAAUCUCCCGCAAACAAGCCUUGGUGUCCCCUUGAUCCAUCUUUGGGGUCUCCGCAUUUGCAAGCGGCAACUACAGGGACACAAGCGAAUGACGCGCGACUUUGUCGAAGCUGGCGUUUGAAGAGAUACGGUGCUGAGCCAUGUUUGGUUGCAUUCUCACAUUUGUUAUCCUGCGCUAGAUUCACAGAAAAGCACCAUGUUAAGCUUGCCAAAUACUCGGCCAGUGCUGAAUAAUGGUCGCUGGCGAGUCGAUCCUAACGUAAACAAUGUGAUCACCCUUGCGAAACCCA
Cladophialophora immunda is the source of this 2046-nucleotide messenger RNA. RefSeq lists its product as uncharacterized. The transcript has 2 exons. Bases 199 to 1746 code for a protein of 515 amino acids. NCBI's taxonomy places the organism in Eukaryota, Fungi, Ascomycota, Eurotiomycetes, Chaetothyriales, Herpotrichiellaceae. The record is from RefSeq and is a predicted model, not a curated record.